GCGCCGAUCCCGCUCGUCGAGGUCGACGACGACAGCAAGUUUAGUGUUAAUCCCGAGGCGCGCGAGAUCCUCGAGGGCCUGCGCGGCAAGGUCUGCGUCGUGUCCGUCGCGGGCCUGUACCGCACGGGCAAGUCGUCGCUCGUCAACUUCCUCCUCGACGCCGACGCCGGCUUCACCGUGGGCCCCACGGUGCGGCGCUGCACGCGCGGCAUCUGGUUCUGGGGGUCGCCGCGGCGCGCGAAGCUCCCGAGCGGCGAGCCGUGCUGGGUCGUCGUCCUCGACACGGAGGGCCUCGGCGGCCUCGAGGCGGACCAGCACUACGACACGCGCAUCUUCUCCCUGGCGACGCUCCUGUGCAGCACGCUCGUCUACAACUCCCUGGGCUCCAUCGACGAGGGCGCGAUCUCCAAUUUGUCCUUCGUCGCGAACCUGAGCCAGCACAUCCGCGUGUCCGACGACGGCGGCGACGGCGACCUGGACGCCCACGAGUACCACAAGUUCUUCCCGUCCUUCGUCUGGGUCGUGCGCGACUUCGCGCUGGACCUCGUGGACGACUACGGCACCGCGAUCUCCGCCGACGACUACCUGGAACGCGCGCUCGCGACGCAGGUCGGCUUCGACCCGGCGACGACGGAGCGGAACCGCGUGCGCCACUGUAUGAUGACGGCCUUCUUCACGGAGCGCAAGUGCUUCCCGCUCGUGCGGCCCCUCCUCGACGAGUCGAAGCUGCAGGAGAUCGACAAGGUC
Aureococcus anophagefferens is the source of this 747-nucleotide messenger RNA. RefSeq lists its product as hypothetical. The record is from RefSeq and is a predicted model, not a curated record. The annotation marks the transcript as partial. Gene Ontology annotation, molecular function: GTP binding; GTPase activity. The transcript is spliced from 2 exons. NCBI's taxonomy places the organism in Eukaryota, Pelagophyceae, Pelagomonadales, Pelagomonadaceae.